This is a messenger RNA of Protomyces lactucae-debilis, 820 nucleotides long. RefSeq lists its product as uncharacterized. The record is from RefSeq and is a predicted model, not a curated record. NCBI's taxonomy places the organism in Eukaryota, Fungi, Ascomycota, Taphrinomycetes, Taphrinales, Protomycetaceae. The transcript has a single exon. The coding region runs from base 275 to 601 and encodes 108 amino acids.
AGUGUCGUGGAAUUGAAGGACGGCUCUAUCUAGUUUGUCUCUCCCUUGGUGUCAUCUUUGCUGACUUUCUAGCUCAAGGGUAUUUACAACAAUGCCAACAUCCGGGCAUACGCUACCGACAAAUAUGACCCCACGACACACUUCUUCCCCUCGACCCUGUGUGCAGUGUGGUACUGGCCCUUUGAGCAGGCAGAAACUCCAACUGGGCCCUGUCAACUCAAUUAGUAAUACGAGUCGUCUUGUGGUCCACUCGGAUACGGUCCAUUGACCAUUGAUGUUUCUCCUUUCACAGGUUGACCUACACUCUACUGUGCUGGCUUCCUUAGCCAGGCUUACAAGAUCUUUCCCCAAAACAGAGCUGUUCAUUUUACUGUCGAGCUCUCUGACUCCUUUUAUUAAUUGUCAACCACAUUUCAUUAGGGGUUUCGAUUAUCUUUGCAAUUUUCCUGCUGUUCACUUACGGGUCACAGCUGCGCUUUUACGCAUGCACAUCCAUCGACUAUUCCCUAGAAGAAUAGAGCUUUACUCUCAGCCUGAUCUGUUGAACCAGCUGUGUACAAAGUGGGCUUCGUCUCUUGAGGUCCACUUUGCCAAGAAAUAACAAUCGGAGACUUGGAUCACGAGAGCCUCGUCAGGAGACCAUUGUGAAUCUAGGGGACCCGGUGGGAUUCCGCAAAACUGCUAUUGCCCAAUGCAGCAGCGCUUGUCCAAUGCUCUGACUUGCUCUAGUCGAGAUUGGCGGAUAUGCGAGGCUGUAGUCGUAGGUGAUAGACACAGGCACGCAGGGCAGCUGCAGAUAAGACUUGAUUCGAAUAGGGGA